Molecule: messenger RNA, 1075 nt
Organism: Nematolebias whitei (Rio pearlfish)
Lineage: Eukaryota; Metazoa; Chordata; Actinopteri; Cyprinodontiformes; Rivulidae
Product: mitochondrial basic amino acids transporter-like
Exons: 4
Coding region: 71-994 (307 amino acids)
Biological process (GO): mitochondrial L-ornithine transmembrane transport
Cellular component (GO): mitochondrion
Molecular function (GO): high-affinity L-arginine transmembrane transporter activity
Source: RefSeq, a predicted model, not a curated record
AGCUUUUAGCUGCUUUCCCCAUUCCCAUUAGAUAAUAGCUCCCUCAGCAAGGUGCCAUUGAAGUGCGGUGAUGGAUUUUAUUGCAGGAUGCAUCGGAGGUGCCGCUGGAGUCUUGGUAGGACAUCCGUUCGAUACAGUGAAGGUGAGGCUGCAGGUUCAGAGUGUCGAUAAGCCUCUCUAUCGUGGAACCUUUCACUGUUUCCAGUCCAUCAUACGACAGGAGUCGGUAUUUGGUUUAUAUAAAGGCAUUGGCUCGCCCAUGAUGGGCCUCACAUUCAUCAAUGCUAUAGUGUUUGGUGUACAAGGAAACACGAUGCGCCUGCUCGGACAAGACUCCGUCACAAACCAUUUCCUUGCUGGUGCAGCUGCAGGCUCCAUCCAGUGUGUCAUCUGCUGCCCCAUGGAGCUGGCCAAAACCCGCAUGCAAAUGCAGGGUACUGGGGAGAAGAAGAAGUCCGCUAGGAAGCUGUAUAAAAACUCGCUGGACUGUUUGGUGCGCAUCUACAAACGGGAGGGUGUGCGGGGUGUGAACAGAGGCAUGGUCACUACGCUGAUCCGUGAAACUCCUGGCUUCGGAGUGUAUUUCUUGGCCUACGACGUGCUGACGCGCAGCCUGGGCUGCGAGCCUGACGACCGCUACAUGAUCCCCAAACUGCUGUUUGCCGGAGGCAUGGCUGGCAUCGCCUCGUGGCUCUCCACCUAUCCUGUGGACGUGAUCAAAUCGCGGUUCCAGGCUGACGGGGUGGGCGGAGUCAACAAGUACAGCAGCAUCGCAGACUGCGUGCGGCAGAGCGUCAGGAGAGAGGGGUAUAUGGUGUUCACGCGAGGCCUCACCUCCACGCUGCUACGAGCCUUUCCUGUGAACGCAGCCACGUUCGCAACGGUCGCACUCGUCCUCAUGUACGCUCGGGAGGUGGAGCAGGGUGACUGCGAGCCAGCUCAGCCUAGCCGCCACGCGCAGAUCCAGCAGCAGACGCAGCCCUCCAGCCUGUGACAGCUCAGAGGUCUCCCCCUCAACCUCAGCACUUUAAACAUGCAUGAGACUCAGAGCUGAUAUCACUGAACCAUUCCCAAA